AAGUAAAAAAAAAAUGAAACUUACUCCCCCCUCGAUACCCGUGUUAUAACUGUAUCGUUCGACGAAUAGCGACUUCUAUAUUAGGAAAAACGAGUUACUUUGCAAUACAUAAAUGCAAAUUAGUAUUGGUGCGAUUCUAAAACAAUUUAUCAUAGUUGUGUUAUUGAUGCCAAACCCGGGGAUAUCUUAAAAAAAUAUUGGCACCUAUAUAACUUAAAGUGGACCACUUAAGCGAAAUAUAAAUAAACCAAGCAUUUGCUGCGGCUUCAUUAUUUGAUUUGAAGUGACAAUUAAGAUGGGUUUCGACGAGGUUAUCACCCUACUGGGCGACUUUGGCACCUACCAGAAACGGGUGUACUUUCUUCUGUGUUUGCCGGCAAUUAUAUCGGCGUUCCACAAAUUGGGGAAUGUAUUUCUGCUGGCGGAACCCCGGUACAGGUGCCGGCUACCAGAUGAACCAGCCAACAGUAGCUAUGAGCUGCCCAACACGGUAAUGGAAAAAUGGUAUCCGUACGAUUCCUUACACUUCAAAUAUUCCCAAUGCGACAUCUUAAUUAACAAUCAAACCACUAAAUGUACCGAGUUUAUAUUUAGCCACGAAGAGUACGGCUACACGACUGUUAUUGAGUGGAAUCUAACUUGCGAAAAGGCGUACCUUGUCGCCAUCAGUAACUCUCUGUUUAUGGUGGGCGUGAUGCUUGGCUCGUUAGUUUUCGGCGAGACUUCAGACAGAUGGGGUAGGAAAAUCACCUUCCUGGUUGCAUCGCUUCUCAAGGUUCUCGCCGGAGUAGUGUGUGCCUUUGCCCCGGAAUUUUGGACUUUUACCAUGGCACGGACCGUCGUUGGUGCCGCCGCUUCCGGAGUGUUCCUGGUCGCUUACGUGAUGGGAUUGGAAAUGGUGGGCCCCUCGAAACGUCUGGUGGCCGGGAUGGUUGUUUUUAUAUUCUUUUCCGGCGGCUACGUGUUGAUCGCGCUACUCGCUUACGUGUUUCCCAACUGGCGCCAUCUACAGCUCGCGCUCACUCUUCCCGGAACGGUGUUCCUGUUCUACUGGUGGCUUAUUCCGGAGUCGGUCCGGUGGCUGUUGUCCAAACAUCGUUACGAGGAGGCGAAAAAAGUGAUCCGCGCCGCCGCCGAAACCAACAAAGUCAUCAUCGCCGACGAGACCCUCGACCAGCUGCUGAAGUACGACGACGACGGCAAGAAGAAGGACGUCGGUCAGAUGACGGCGUCCGUCGUGGACCUGAUGAAGCACUCCAACCUCAGGAAACGCUCGCUCAUCAUAUUCUUCGAUUGGUGCGCCAACAACAUCACCUACUACGGCUUGUCUUGGAACACGAACAAUUUGGGCGGCAACCCUUACAUAAAUUUUAUUAUUUCGGGGGCGGUCGAAACGCCCGCCAACAUAUUCGUCUACCUCACGCUGAACCGGUGGGGGAGGAAAAAGAUCCUGUGCGGAAGCAUGAUCGUCGCGGGCCUGGCCCUGUUGGUCACCACGGGCACCCCGACGAGUAUAGUGUGGCUCACAAUAUUCCUAGCGAUGUUAGGAAAAAUAUCAAUCACGGUUAGUUACAUAACGAUCUACAUCUUCUCGGCCGAGCAGUUCCCGACGGUAGUGAGGAAUACCGGCCUAGGGGUUAGUUCCACCUUCGCAAGGGUGGGUUCCAUAAUCGCGCCGUACAUAAAUGUGAUGUCGCACAUUUGGCACCCGUUCCCGCUUCUGGUGUUCGGAUCGCUCGCGUUGGUAGGCGGCGUCUUGUCGCUGAUGCUGCCGGAAACCCUCAACCGGAAAUUGCCGGAAACGCUGGAAGAAGGCGAGGCGUUCGGUAAAAAACCGAAAAGGCAGAACGGCAAGGAGGUGAGCGUUGUUGCCGUGACGAAUCGGCCGAACGAAAGAGAAAACGACGCUGAAUCUACCCUGCUAGAAGCGAACGGCAAGGGAAACUAAACUGCAUUGCGAAGUUCAUUAUUUUCGUUUGUAUCGUCUCCUUUUUUUUGAAUUUCAGUAUUAUCUCCCGCCUUGAGACUUUUCCCCGAAGGUUUUUUUUUAUUAUUUUGUUAGUAAAAAUGUUAAUAAAUUAGCAAUUUCGAAA
This is a messenger RNA of Cylas formicarius (sweet potato weevil), 2093 nucleotides long. RefSeq names its product organic cation transporter protein-like. Gene Ontology annotation, molecular function: transmembrane transporter activity. Gene Ontology annotation, cellular component: membrane. The record is from RefSeq and is a predicted model, not a curated record. The transcript is spliced from 10 exons. NCBI's taxonomy places the organism in Eukaryota, Metazoa, Arthropoda, Insecta, Coleoptera, Brentidae. Gene Ontology annotation, biological process: transmembrane transport. Bases 296 to 1948 code for a protein of 550 amino acids.